Entelurus aequoreus (snake pipefish) is the source of this 1374-nucleotide messenger RNA. Its product is annotated as tetratricopeptide repeat protein 9A. The coding region runs from base 202 to 936 and encodes 244 amino acids. The record is from RefSeq and is a predicted model, not a curated record. Gene Ontology annotation, molecular function: protein binding. Lineage: Eukaryota; Metazoa; Chordata; Actinopteri; Syngnathiformes; Syngnathidae. The transcript is spliced from 3 exons.
UGUUGUUCCUCCGCCAAUGGACAAGAGCCGCACAGUCCGCAUCAUCUCGCAGCUUUGCGCCAGAAGAGGACGCAUGCAGGAUCUGCGCUAUAGUACUUCCACUAGAAUGUGCUUGGACUCCUACUCGGACUCGGACUCGGACUCGGACUCGGACUUGGACCAGCAGACGAUGCAGUGAGGAGGAGUCCGGACGGGGUUGACAUGAGCGUGAUCCAGGCCGCGCACGACGGCGGCGGCGGCGGCCCCAACAGGGCGGAGGCAGGCAGCGGGGGCGGACCCCCGAGGCAGACCCCCACCGGCGGUCGGAGCAGAGAUGGCCGGUACCAGCAGCAGCAGGUCCAGCAGGUCCAGCAGCGGCACCACGUCGGCGGCACCAUGCUCAAGCAGCCCGUCCACAACGAGCCCGCCGACGUCGUGAGGCGGGCGCUGGACUUCAAGUGCCAGGGCAGCCAGUGCUACAAGGACAAGAAGUACCGGGAGGCCAUCGGUAAAUACCACCGGGCGCUGCUGGAGAUGAAGGGGCUGUGCAGGGUGCUGGGGGACCCGGACGGAGCAGGGUCCAAGUCCCCGUCUCCUCUCCUGGCCGCCAUCUGCAAGUCCGGUCCGCUGACGGAGGAGCAGAAAGGAGCCAUGGAGAACGCCGAGCUGGAGUGUUACAAUAGCCUAGCAGCCUGCCUCCUGCAGAUGGAGCUGGUCAACUACGAGCGCGUCAAGGAGUACUGCCUGAAGGUGCUGCACAAGGAGGGCAAGAACUUCAAGGCCUUGUACCGCUCGGGCGUGGCCUACUACCACCUGGGAGACUUCCAGAAGGCGCUGCACUACCUGAAGGAGUCGCACAAGCAGGAGCCUUCAGACACUAACGUCAUUCGGUACAUCCAGCUGACAGAGAUGAAGAUUCGCCGCAACGCUCAAAGAGAAAAGAAGGACACCACAUAAGACCUUUGACCUCCCACUUCCUGUCCCGCCUCUCACUGUGUGCCGCCCGCUCUCGUCCUGGCGCCAAUCUCACGUUUUUCUCUCCGCCUCCCACGGCUGAUCGCGUAACAAUUAAUGUAUGUGUGUGUGUGCUUGAAGCGAUUUAAAAAAAAACGAAAUAUCACUGCCAGUAUGACAACGUACACGACUACACACUGCAAAGUACAGGUUUACAUAAACACAACACGAGACAAGACUACUCGACACUAAUAUGACACACACACACACACACACACGUCUGUUUUUGCUGGAAUAAAAGUGAGCACAAUUUUACUAAUUUCCGAUACAUAUCACAACGUGUACAUAGAAAGUGUAUUUAUGAACAUUUGUAUUGUUUUUGUGGAUGGUUUAUGAUUUUUUCCACCUAAUAGAGAUUGCUGAUGUAAAUAAACAAGCUCA